CGCAAAGCCCGCAAGUGCAAUGGCAGUCGAACUGAAGGAUCUGGCUCCGCUACUGCUCAAGAAGGAGCGCGCCAAUGGCGACAUCAACCCGGCUGUGCUUACCAAUGUGCUGCGCGAUGGCAACGCCGCCAACAGCCGCCGCAAAGAGCUCAUCAAGGUGAUCGAGCAGCAUCCAGUACUUUCCGACCGCGACAUGAUGUUCCGCAACCACACAGAACGCUAUGAGUUCGGCCUGAAGAAGGCCUUCCACUACGUGAAGCUGCUUCAAGACGGAGGCUACACGGACCCGGAGGACCAGCAGAUUUUGUACAAGGCGCUGGGAGAACCGCUCGGCUUCGACGUGCACCGAGCCAUGUUCAUUCCUACACUGGAGAACCAGGGAACCGACGAGCAACGCGCCAAGUGGUUGCCAUUGGCUAGAAACUACAAGAUCUUCGGUGCGUAUGCGCAAACGGAAUUGGGCCACGGGUCCAACGUGCAGGGCAUCGAGACGGUCGCGACGUACGAUAAGGCCACUCAAGAGUUCAUCAUUGACUCGCCCACUCUGACAAGUCGCAAGUGGUGGCCUGGAGGUCUGGGCAAGACUGCCAACCAUGCCAUCGUGCAUGCAAGACUGUACUUGGACGGCAAGGACGUGGGUGUACAGGCGUUCCUAGUGCAGAUCCGAUCGAUGGAGGAUCACCAGCCUCUGCCUGGUAUUGAGGUGGGGGAUAUCGGUCCGAAGGUCGGUUUUAACGGUGUGGACAAUGGCUACUGUGCCUUCCAUAAGAUCCGCAUCCCACACGAUAAUAUGAUGAUGAGAUACGCGAAGGUGUUGCCGGAUGGAACGUUCGUCAAGCCGAAAAGCGACAAGCUGGUGUACUUGACGAUGGUGCAGGUCCGUGCAUACAUGAUCAAGACUGCUGGGCAGCAGAUGGGAGCUGCUAGUACAAUCUGCACUCGUUUCAGUGCUGCUCGUAUCCAGGGACGCACUCCGGAUAACAAGGGUGAGUUCCAGGUGCUCGACUAUCAGAACCAGCAGCACAAACUCUUCCCUCUCAUUGCAGUUUCGUACGCUGCGCUGUUUGCCGGUGUGUCUCUCGUGGACAUUCAUGACUCGGCGCUGAAUGUGAUCAAGAAAGGUGGACAAUCCUUCGGCGCUAAGCUGGCAGAGCUCCACGCCGUGUCGUCGGGACUCAAAGCCUGGCUUGCCGAGCGUGUGAGUGACGGGAUUGAAACGUGCCGUCGUCUAUGCGGAGGUCACGGCUUCACGCAGUCCAGCAACUUGGCUCACUUGUUCGCUGAGAUGGUCGGUGCCAACACGUACGAAGGCACGUCCGAUGUGCUGGUUCAGCAGCAUGCACGGUACCUGCUGAAGACUCUCGCCUCUCUUCCUGUGAACGAGGAGUCCACCACGUUUUUAAACCACGUGAAGCGAUUCAGCGACGCUAAACUACGUUGCAAAGCUCAAACACCCGACGAUUUCGGAAACCUCGAACUUCUCCUCGAAGCUUUCCAGACACGAGCUGCGCGUAUCGUUCUGGCGCUGGCCAGUCAAAUGAAGGCAACGAAGAACGACGGCAAUGCCUGCAUGGUGCUCAUGACACGUGCUUCUGCUGCUCACGCCGAGUUGAUUCUGCUUGAAGCCUUCAUCCACGGCGCACAGAACCUACCUGCUGGCUCUGAAAAGGACUCGGUAACGCAAUUGUGCUCGCUCUUUGGCGCUUGGCUUAUCACCAAGUCGCUUGGAGACUUCCGUCAACACGACUACCUCUCGUCUCAGCAAGUUGACCUUGUUCAGAGCCAGGUCGUGCGCUUACUUCCGGUCAUCCGCAAGAACUGCGUGCUGCUCACAGACGCCUGGGACUUCAGCGAUUUCGAGUUGAACUCGACUAUCGGUCGCUACGACGGUGACAUCUAUCGUGCCUUGGUGAAGCGCGCUGCCGACGAACCUUUGAACAAGACGCAAGUUCCAGAUGGGUACGAGAAGUUUUUGAAGCCGCUUAUCCAGUCAGACUUGUAG
Phytophthora infestans T30-4 is the source of this 2002-nucleotide messenger RNA. RefSeq names its product peroxisomal acyl-coenzyme A oxidase, putative. The record is from RefSeq and is a predicted model, not a curated record. The transcript has a single exon. The coding region runs from base 20 to 2002 and encodes 660 amino acids. Gene Ontology annotation, biological process: fatty acid beta-oxidation using acyl-CoA oxidase; lipid homeostasis. Gene Ontology annotation, molecular function: fatty acid binding; FAD binding; acyl-CoA oxidase activity. Gene Ontology annotation, cellular component: peroxisome. Lineage: Eukaryota; Oomycota; Peronosporomycetes; Peronosporales; Peronosporaceae.